UAAAUAAACAAGAGAGUAUACUGGUGCUAAACGAAAUGCUGUCACUUCCAGGAAAUCGCUGCUGUUUGCGUUGCUGGAGGAAGCUGAAGAGAACGACGAAGAAACAUAACUACGUUUCAUGAUAUAUCUAGAGACAGUGUCAAAGAAAAAAGUAGAAAGACAAUGGCUAGUUCAUACGUGGACUCAUCAUCGGAUGGCGAGUUCAAUAACGAGAAUGCUGAGGAUCUGUCAUAUGGGAAUCUUACAUCGUUACCCGAGUUUUUAUUUGAGAGAGCGAAGGAUAUCAGAGCUCUGAAACUAAACCAAAAUGAUAUCAACAUACUACCUCGAACCAUUAAGCAUUUUUCUAGUCUAAUUACAUUGGAUUUGAGCAACAAUAACAUCAGUUAUUUGAGCGAUGAAAUCGUACAACUGCGUCACCUCAGGACGUUUAUUGCCAAAAAUAACCACAUCAAGACAGGAACAAUUCCAAAAGACUUCGGUCGAAUAUCUAGUCUAGAAGUGUUGAAUUUGAGCGGAAAUAACAUUAAGGAAUUUCCUCAUCAGUUUACAGAGCUAUUUCGCCUUCGAGAUCUUCAUUUAGGAGGAAACAGUAUUUUGGAUGUACCUAACAGCAUUAAGAAUCUGCAAAGAUUGGAAGUGCUUUACCUAGGAGGGAACUGUCUUACAGAUAUACCAGCUGAGGUUGGGGAUCUCUGUAGCCUUACCUCCUUAAUUCUCUGUGAUAACCAGCUUCAAAGCCUUCCACCGACCCUGAUCAAUCUGCGUCGUCUCCAAUCUUUGAGUCUCCAUAGCAACAACCUCUCAACGCUUCCUCAGGAGAUAGUGUCUUUGAACUUGGUAGAACUAAGUCUGCGUAAUAACCCACUGGUGGUAAAGUUUGUGCAGGACAUGGUAGAUUCGCCGCCUUCCUUGCUAGAACUGUCAGGACGGGUCAUAAAAAUUGAAAAACUGCAAUAUUUGAAAGGUGAUCUCCCAAAUGAUCUCAUCUCCUACCUCCACUCAGCACACAGGUGUGUCAACCCUAAGUGUAAAGGUGUGUACUUUUCAUCACGUGUGGAGCAUGUUAAGUUUGUGGACUUCUGUGGAAAAUACCGCCUGCCCCUGCUACAGUACCUGUGUUCCCCAAUUUGUUGUGAUGGCCCUGCCAUGUAUCCAAAUAACAGUGAAUCUGACACUGAUGAAGAGGAUACAGCCCGUGCCAGGUUGCAACGAGUUCUCCUCGGUUAAAAUAUUUGAAGUGAAAGGACCAAGUGCUUGAACUGGUCACCUAUUUAAAGAUUGAUGUACACUGUUUUAUUCGUUUUAAAGAUGCAGGUGUGUUGCUGUGAUAACGUUGUCUCUUCAGCUAAUCUAUAUAUCAUAGAUUCAAUAUGAACAGUAAUUUUAUCUGUGCUGAAGACAGUGUUAACUCAUUCACCCCUGAAAACACAUUUGAACUCUUCCAAUUCAAAAGUUGGAAUAGUUCAUUAAGAAAUUUCAGGGAUGAAUGAGUUCAGCAAUUGUAUUGUGUGGCUGUGAUGAUGAAACCUCUUGGAGUGAUCUUUUUAUAGAUUUUACUACAUGAAUAUUGUCUAUUAUUAAGGAUUCCCGCCACUGCCAAAACUGUAACUAUGCGUUAGAAACUUUGUUUCCAGCAUGGCUAAGGCAUUGAUAAAAUCAUUUCGCAAAAGAAAUGACAAGAAUUCUGAUUGCAGUGGAACGAGGAUCCUUAAGUGCUGACAUUAUUAUUUCAAAAGAAAGUUUAUUUACAUUUUUGUAUAAUUAUAAUUUAGGUUCAAGCAGUUCAAGCGGUUCCAAUAUCUUGUUUCAGAGUUUAUCUGACCUGUUAGAUUGACCUGAUUUUUAAACUUUUAACUAAUUAACCAGGCUAGAAGUACAUCCAAGAUGCUUUUAUUUUACAAAAUCUCAUCAGUUGAUAUAUAUAUAUAGAUGGUGUGUUUUAGGUUACUGUUAUAUAGAUAUACCUUCACAUAUUAUGUCAAUGUCAUGUACAUCUUACAAGUGUGCUAAGCCAUUAACAAUUUUGUAAAAUCAUGGUUGACUACCAGCCCUUAAGGAUUUUUUAAGAUUUUCCCAGCUGUAUUUUAAUGCUAGCUUAUCUUCCCUUGUUUGAAACUCUGGAUCAGACAUUCAAGUGGUCAAUCGAAAUUUUUGUAAUGUCUAUUUUUUUCUGAAUAUUUGAUAUUCUAGAGAUGGUAACCAGUCUACGGAACCUUCCAAGGUGCUAAAAAUAGCCUCAAUUGAGAACAGGCACCUGGCCUUUUUUUGUAAUUCGGUGAAUUGUGUCAAAGGAAUCCAACCAGCUGAAAGGUUAGGGGUGCUUAUGUCAAAAGUAAUGUGACAGGGACCUUGAUGUAUGUGGUAUAAGAUAUACAGUAUUGGAUUUUAUUUAGUGGCAAGUGUUACCCUUUGUUGUCUCUGAUAUUAUAAAGUCCACAGAAACUCUUAAAAAGAAGACAUACCAGAUUAAUUUCUGAAGAUUAUCCUAUCCUUUUUCUCAAAGAGGUCCAAUGUACAGACGAUAAUUAUAACUAAAGGCUCAACAUGUACUUGGCUUAUUCCUCAAUACAAAGUUGGAUGUAUUGGUUUUAUUCCUAAAAUAAUAUUUUGUACCCGUCAUUCCUUCAAUAAUUAAGAUGUAUUGACUUAUACCUAGAUAAUACCUAUACCGGUAUGUAAGUCAUAUUCCUGAAGACUUGAAAUGCACUUCUCUUAUUCCUAGAUACUUCAAAUCUACUAGUCCUAUUUUCUAAAUAUUUCAAACAUACAUUUUUGUACCAGCCUUUUUCCUGAAGAUUCAAAUAUACUUGUCUUAUUCGUAAAUGCUUCAAACCUUCCAGUCUUAUUUUCUUAAUUUUUCAAAUGUACCGGUUUGAAGGUCAAAUAUAGGAAGACAUUAAUUCCUUUAUCUACAUCUUUUUCUUUUAGCAGGGGUAGUGGGCUUAAAACUUGGAGUGGGCUUACAAAUGACUUUUGUUAUGUCAGACAGCUUACUGUUCAUAGUGGUGUCGUUAAAUCGUUUUACAUUAACCCAUUGUUAUAUCCAUGUAUAUACUUUAAAUUUGUUUGAAAUGUUUUGUUUAUAUUGGUGACUUGCUGAGGUAAGAACAAGAUAUUUUUCUUGCUCAGAACAGUUUUUGGCCAUGGUGCUAGACAUAUAUUGUUACUUUUUCUUCCAAAAACUUUCUAUCCUUAUAUUAUGACAGCUUAUAUUAUAUAUGUUGUUACUAUUGUGAGAUCAUGCAGCUUUUUCAAAGGCCCCCAGGAGUACUUAAUAUCAACCAGCUGUGUGGGAUGUUUCUCAUAACAUUAUUUGCAAAUAUUUGUCACUAUGUGGUCCAAUAUUCAUUAUCCUUAGCAGAUUUUUUGAUUUUGUUGGGUGAUAUUGUGUGUUUUUUCUUUUCUUUUUCCCCCCAAAGGAUUAAACAAUUGUCUAAGAAAAAAUAAUCAUUAUUUUAAAUGUUUGCAUUGCGAUUUACACUUUACAGGUAAACAGUUAGUGCUUGUUUAACUUUAAAACUUUUUCAGAAAACAUACUAUCGAGUAUGAAUUAUCAUGAAGUUGGCAUACAAUCAAUUGCAUUUAAAAAAUCUUAAGGAUAAAAAAAAUCCAGAUUUAUUCUUCUAAAACUAUAAGAUACAAGAUGUAUCUACUAGUUCAAUUUAAUAGAAAUUUUAAAAUUUAAACUCCAUUUUGAUCUCAACUUCAUUCUUUCAAUAUAGUACACACUGCUAUUGGCUUCAAAGUUAACACAUUUCCUGUGUCUUAUUAUCGGUCGCUCAAAUAAAAGUUACACAUGUAUAUACAGUAAAACCUUGUUAUACUGCCGUCAUUUGUGCAGAGAAAUUUUGGUGAUAUAACGAGGGAAGUGUUCUGAACAUUCUUUCGAAAAAAAGUGUAGUCAAGGGGAACAACUCUAACUUACUACUCAGUUCUUUGCUCGACGGGUUUGUGGGAGCAGACUUAAAAGGAUCAAGGCUGGUCAGAAAACAUAUGUAACGUAAAUAUGUUGGCAGUAAGCAAGGUGGCAAAUGGAACAAGGAGCAUUAUAUGGAUGUUUUACUGUAUUUAUACAUCUUAAAUUGAUAAUGAGACAAAUUUAUGUACCCAGUAUGUAGGGUAUAUACUUUUUUCUGUUGUGAAAUAUAUUGAUUUCCAAAACCAGAAAUUUUGAUGCAUGUGCCAAAAAAUUCUGUAACCUUUUUGAUUUUAGGUAUCUAUAUUUCUGAAAAUAUCAUUGUGAAAAUUAUAAAGAGACAAAUAUAAAACUGUUGAAGAAAUACACAUUAACUUCGUUUGUUUUAUUCUUUCUUCAAAUAUCUGUUUUCAAUGCAUUCCCUCAAUAUACUUAAUACAUUAAUAGAUUAAAUUCCCAUCGAAACUUUAUGUUUUUGAAGUUACUGUUAAAUAUUAUUAUAAAUGCAUGUAUAUUACUGUUAUUAUCACCUAAAUUUAUGUGAUAAUCUUUGUAAAUUUUAGUCCGAGAAUUUUGUCUUAAUUAGAUACAUUGUAAGCAUGAACAGUCAAAACAAUAUCCAAUUACAAAAGUGUAUCAGUCAUGUUGUAUUUUGAGUUGUGAACAUGGCAACUAUUUCGUAGUUGCAAAGUAUAUGUGUGUAGGAGUGUGUGUAGAAUGUGUAAAUAAACAAAAUCCAUGUCACAGAGGAAAACCGAUUUUUGGUUAUUCUCAAAGGCAAAAAGUAUGUGUUUGUUGGUUAAAAGUUAGUGUUGCUUAUAAAUAUAUCUAUAUUUCAAAAAUGAUAUGAGAAAAGGGGAAAAAAUAUAAUAAGAACGAACACAUGUCUUUGCUAACAUUAUAUUACCAGUACUUUGCUGAAUUUUGAAUUAAUGCUAUAAAGCAGGAAAGUGUUCCCCAGUCAGACUUUCAUCCCACACUGGUAUAAUCAAUCUUUACACUACCUUAAUUAUGCCCUUACAUUACAAUUAUUAUACAAAGUUAAACUUCAGAUAGAGUUUCCGGUGUGGAGGUGCAUGUCUAUAAAUGUCUGAAAUGUAUUAUUCUAAAUGAAAACAUAUGUGUGUUUCAUAAGGAACUUUUUGUUUUGUGAGCAACUUUUGACUUAGACAGUUGUCUUCAUCAAAUUUCACAACUCCCUAUCUAGAUAGAAAUCUGCUGAGAAAAGAUUAGAAAGAUAUAAAUAUAUAUAAAUGGUAUUAUCUGAUGUUUUAAAUGGAUUAAUAAUUGAUUUGAGGACGUGUGUGGAAUUGAGUUGAAAGGCAAUAUGAAUGUAUAGCGUGUUCAAGUUACACAUUUAAGGUAAACGGCACUCCAACAGUGUUAGAGGUUUACACAGCGAGAUACUUUUGACAGGCGCUGUUGCAGUCGGCAAAAUCAUAUCCGAUAAAAAAAAAGACCGACCAGCGACCUGUUGUGUUAUAGGAGUAAGGUAAAGGGUAACCCUGUGACAGUUAUGUGGAAAAAAAUAUUUCCUCUACUUUAACUUGAAGUAUUCUCCUACAUGUAAAUGAAAAAUAAAUCAAUUUAAAAAAAAUCUGA
Messenger RNA from Mizuhopecten yessoensis (Yesso scallop), 5521 nucleotides. RefSeq names its product leucine-rich repeat-containing protein 58-like. Lineage: Eukaryota; Metazoa; Mollusca; Bivalvia; Pectinida; Pectinidae. Bases 163 to 1230 code for a protein of 355 amino acids. The record is from RefSeq and is a predicted model, not a curated record. Gene Ontology annotation, molecular function: protein binding. The transcript is spliced from 3 exons.